GACCACUGGUCCCUCCACCAGAACGACCCCAGGUCCUCACAGCUGGAACAUGAGCCGCUUUGUGACUCUCUCAACAGGGCAGAAGAUGCCCAUGGUCGGACUCGGCACAUGGAAGAGUGGCCCGGGACAGGUGAAGCAGGCCGUGUUGGCUGCUUUAGACUGCGGGUACAGACACAUUGACUGUGCUGCUGCGUACAGCAAUGAACUGGAGGUCGGAGAGGCUCUGGCUCUGAGGGUCGGACCUGGGAAGGCUCUGCUUCGUGAGGAGAUGUUUGUGACGUCCAAACUGUGGAACACCAAGCACGACCCGGAGGAUGUAGAAGAAGCCUGCAGGACCAGUCUAGCCCACCUGGGUCUCUCCUACCUGGACCUGUACCUGGUGCACUGGCCCAUGGCAUUUCAGCCGGGGAAAGAGCUGAUGCCUCGACGGGACGAUGGAAGUAUCUGUUACUCCGACACACACUACAGAGACACGUGGACAGCCAUGGAGAGUCUGGUGGAUAAAGGUUUGGUCCGGGCAAUAGGGCUGUCCAACUUCAGUGCCAGGCAGACUGAUGACAUCAUCAGCGUGGCCAGACACAAACCUGUGAUGAACCAGGUGGAAUGUCAUCCUUAUUUGUCCCAAGCUGAUCUCCUGUCACACUGUCGGUCAGUGUCAGUGUGUGUGACAGCCUACAGUCCCCUGGGCAGUGGGGACAGACCCUGGGCCUCCCCCGACCAACCAAGUCUGCUGGAGGAUCCUCGACUGGCAGCCAUCGCCCAGAGAUACCAGAAGACACCUGCCCAGGUCAUUCUCAGGUGGCACGUUCAGAGAGGAGUGGUGUGCAUCCCCAAAAGCGUGACGCCCUCCAGGAUCCAGCAGAACUUGCAGGUGUUUGAUUUUUCCCUGACGGAUGACGACAUGAAGCUGAUUGAAUCCUUCAACCGAAACGAGCGCUUCAUCGUCCCAACAGUCGAGCGGGAUGGUAAGAAAGUGUGGAGAGAUGCAGAACAUCCUCAUUUCCCCUUCCAUGACUCUUACUGAGUUCAUCCCCACCGACUACAAUACUGUUUUUAAUGAUCAUUGUCUCAUACAGUAAGAAAGCUAUUUUUUAAAUUAAAAUAUAAUUUCCCUCUUUAAGAUCAAUAACAAUUUAUUGACUUAACUUUUCGGUAACAUUGUUGGUUACAUAUUUUCCAGCCAAUUCUUUACUUUAAAUUGCAAUGAACAAUAAAGAGAUUAUUCCAACACA
Molecule: messenger RNA, 1232 nt
Organism: Hippoglossus stenolepis (Pacific halibut)
Lineage: Eukaryota; Metazoa; Chordata; Actinopteri; Pleuronectiformes; Pleuronectidae
Gene: akr1a1a
Product: aldo-keto reductase family 1, member A1a (aldehyde reductase)
Exons: 9
Coding region: 50-1024 (324 amino acids)
Biological process (GO): aldehyde catabolic process
Cellular component (GO): cytosol
Molecular function (GO): aldose reductase (NADPH) activity
Source: RefSeq, a predicted model, not a curated record